Messenger RNA from Gadus macrocephalus (Pacific cod), 3656 nucleotides. RefSeq names its product carbohydrate (N-acetylglucosamine 6-O) sulfotransferase 7 (gene chst7). Gene Ontology annotation, cellular component: Golgi membrane. Lineage: Eukaryota; Metazoa; Chordata; Actinopteri; Gadiformes; Gadidae. The transcript is spliced from 2 exons. The record is from RefSeq and is a predicted model, not a curated record. Bases 149 to 1411 code for a protein of 420 amino acids. Gene Ontology annotation, biological process: carbohydrate metabolic process; N-acetylglucosamine metabolic process. Gene Ontology annotation, molecular function: chondroitin 6-sulfotransferase activity; N-acetylglucosamine 6-O-sulfotransferase activity.
UUUCUCACACGCUCUCCCUAUGUCUCUCUCCCGUCGCGCCUUUCUCUCUGAAUUUUCUCUCACUCAACCGCAGAAGUUGUGUGACUGAGUUCACACCACAGAGCGGCCGGGGAAAGUCUCACGAGCAGCAACAAGACCGCUCGGGGAAAUGAAGAGGAGGCUACAGAAGAAAUACUUGAUUUUAAUCCUCGGUUACUCGGGCUUACUACUGCUGGUUCCCUAUAUCUUUGACUACGGCGGCAAGCCCACACUUGUAAAAAAUGGACAACAACAGCCCAAAUGCCCCGACCUGGAGAGCACCAUGGCUCUGUGGAAUAACGGCGAGCGGUCCAACAGCACCGCAGACACGGCGUACGAGUACGCCGCCAACCGGAGCGGCAGGGCUCGGACCAACAUCUACCUGCACGCCACCUGGAGAACGGGCUCCUCGUUCCUAGGUGAGCUCUUCAACCAGCAUCCCGACGUCUUCUACCUGUACGAGCCAAUGUGGCACAUCUGGCAGGCGCUGUACCCGGGGGACGCGGGCAGCCUGCAGGGAGCCGUGCGGGACAUGAUGAACGCGCUUUACCGCUGCGACUUCUCCGUGUUCAAACUUUACGCAGGCUCGCAGAACAUCAGCACGGCGUUCAUCUUCGGAUGGAAGACGAACAAGGUGAUCUGCUCGGAGCCGCUGUGCAGCGCAAACAAACGCGACGCCAUCGGCAUGGUGAAGGAGGACCAGUGCGGGAAGUGUCCGAAGAGGGACAUGCGAGACCUGGAGAGGGAGUGCAAGAAGUACCCGGUGAUGGUCAUCAAAGGAGUGCGCGUGUUGGACGUCAGUGUGCUGGUACCUCUGAUGAGGGACCCCUCGAUUAACCUCAAGGUUCUCCAGCUCUUCAGGGACCCCCGAGCGGUCCAUAACUCUCGCCUCAAGUCCAAGCAGGCCCUGGUCAAGGAGAGUAUCCAGGUGCUGAGGAGCAAGAAGCAGGCGGACAAAUUCAAGCGGCUACUGGUGCCCAACAACCGGGUCAACCGGGCGGAGAACUAUGUGUCAAGCGCCAUGGAGCUGAUCUGCGACAAUUGGCUCAGUGACCUAGUGUUGGAGACGAACGCGCCUCCGUGGAUCAAAAGGAACUAUAUCCGUGUACGCUACGAAGACCUGGUGCUUCACCCCAUGCAGGAGCUUCAGAGGCUCUUCAAGUUUUCCAACUUGUCCACUUUCUCCGCGCUGGACGAGUUCGUGUUGAACAUGACACACGGGCAAGGCUACUCCUCGGAUAAGCCCUUCCUCAUCUCGGCAAGAGAUGCCAAAGAGGCCAUCUACGCCUGGAGAGAGCGCCUGAACGUUCAGCAGAUCCAACAGGUGGAGGCCUACUGCAGCGAGGUGAUGAAGCAGCUGGGUUACCCCAAGAACAGCGUGGAUAAGACGUAAUGGUGCGGACUUGUCGAGAUGGAUGUAAGGAUAAAGGGGCCAUCAGGUAAAACAAGUGAGGGCUGUCGACUGGUAGCUGUACAACGGAGGAGGGGGGUGACCCAUUGGCCCAACACCAGCCGGACAAUCGAGCCUGGAGGAGGCUGAAAACACCCAGGAGGAGGAGGAGGUGUGGAGCAGUAGGACUGACCACACUAUUCAUUCACCACCACGGCCCUGGAGCCGGGCUCUCUGUGGGGGCGGAGGUAAACAGGAGCCCUGGCCUCUCUCAAAUGGACCUCCUCGGGGCUCCUGAACCGCUCGCCAGAACUAAUCCCUCUUCAGGGCCCCUGCCCGGACGGACCAGACGUGAUCCAGAGGGGCCUCUGACAGGGACUGCCGACACAAGCGUAGCCUAGCUAAUGUACCGGCGUGUCCAUCAUGGGGCCUCCUGACUCACGAGCAACCCCGAGACGGAAACUCUAGGGGGCUGACUAACAGCGUGGAAUCAGAGGAGAGGGGGAGACAGGGGAGAAGGGAGGAGCGGGGGAGAGAGUGGGCCGGGGGGCAAAAGGUAGGAGUGGAGGAGGAGGAGGAGGAGAGGGGAGUGAGAGAGGAGGAGAGGGCAGUGUCCACUUUUACUACCUCGUUUUUGGUUCUCCAAAUACGAUUCAGAAAACGAUCGCUUCACUGCCAGUUCCCAACCUGAACCAUAGUGGCCUCACCCAAACAGACGUAGUCCGGGGGGGGGGGGGCUACAUCUGUUGGAUGUCAGACUACAGCUGAAGGAUGCAAGGACCAAGAGCACUGAACAAUUGACACCUUUGCAGUGUGAGGACCACUUUAGUCUUACAUGGGGUUGUUCCUGUUUGAACUCAAAUUCUUGGACUCUAGAAUAUGCUAUUCUUAUGUAUUUAUUCUAUAUUUAUUCUGCAUUAUAUUUGAACACAUCAUUGCGAGACAUGCGAAUUGCAUUGGAAUGUCGAGAAUAGUGUUUGAAUAAAGUUACGAUGCAAGACCGUUAGAGACCCCCCCAUACUUUCUGACGGGGGAGCUCAGUCCCCGCCCCCCCCCCCACUGGGAGAGGGACUGCGAGGGAGAGGUGAGGGGUGUAGAGGGGAGGGGAGUGGAGAGUGAAGAGGCAAAGAGUGGAGUGGAGAGGGACAGAGAAGAGUUGAGAGGGGAGGGUUUAGUGGAGAGGAGGAGAGAGGAGUGGAGAUGGCUGGGAAGGAGACGAGGGGGAAGGAGACGAGGGGAUUGCGUAGAAGAGGCUGAGGGAGAGAGGGCAAGGAGAGGAGAUUGGGGCUGGGGCCUGAACAGGAAACUGCUUCUCUAGGUCCUGAGGAAUGCGGCAGGGUGGUGCGGAGGUUAAGUGGAACCAAACUGACCAAACAUCUCACAUUCACGUGAAGCCCACUCACACCAUGAGGAGGAGGGCCCCUCCACUCUCUGCAUACUAGUGCAGGUUUUGGCAGGAAGACGUGGAAUCUAGAGGGUAUAAAAGCACCAUUCUGUUAUAAACUGUAUCACUGUGUUGUAUUUGUGGUACGACUGUGUUUUGCCAUUGAAGAGAUUCAGGAGGUUGGCAGCGCUUACACAUUGAAGAAGAAGAAAUACACAAACAAGCCACUGUCUGAGCAAACCUCCCGCCAAAAGUAACAAAAAAUGAAAAAGGCCUGACAGUAAGGACAGGAAGGGAACACACAUGAGGCACAGCAAGGUUAUAAUGGAAAUUGUUUUAAUGGGCAUAACAUGCAAAACAUUGCAGGUAAAUCUUGGCAGCCGGCAGCACAUUAUUUACACGUAGCUACAUCUCAUGUUUCCAUCCACAUACAGCAUUUACCGAGAGCUAACAAGGACUUCACACCUAUAGCGCUGGCCUCCUGAAGAAGGUUGAUUUCACACACAAAAGGUUAUUAUUUUUAAACGCCACAGACGUCCCCUCAACGUUUGUGAGGUAAAGUGCCAAACGCCACUAUAAUCUAAACAUGUCAACGUCAAUAAAGUGCUCCUGUAUCUUAAACAAGGACAACGACUCACGCCUCGAUGUUGUGGGCGUAUCAUACAUGUUUUCUCUGAUACUUUUUUGUCUUAUUGUUAUUUUCUAAAACACACUGGCCGAUUCAACACGCAUAGUGGAAAAAUAGUACGCCUCCAAAUAAUAAAGGUUUCCUUUUUCGGUUUCUCCGAUUCUCAAAAUAGAAACUGUAAUACUUCAUGUUUUUUAACAGGUGGCCAUAAUGGCACUAACUUUCUUGCAUGAGCA